Molecule: messenger RNA, 1089 nt
Organism: Rotaria sp. Silwood1
Lineage: Eukaryota; Metazoa; Rotifera; Eurotatoria; Philodinida; Philodinidae
Source: the annotation of a GenBank genome assembly
AUGACUCAACAAAAAAUUGAUGACCUAUUUUUAUCAUCAUCACCAUCAUCAUCAACUCGUUCUAGUAAACGUUCUCGUAUAAAUCAAAUACCUACAAAUAAUCGUGAUGAAUUUGAUGAUUUAUUUGAAACAAAUACUUGUAUAAAACGUCAACGUACAAAUAAUAUUAAUAAUAAACAAAAUAAUACAGAUGUAUUUGAUUUUAUUGAACCAUCAACAUCAACAAAUUUAAUAAAAAAAAAUGAUAAUAAAAAUAUAAUAGGAUCAUGUAAAAUAAAACGUAAUAUAAUUGAUGAUGAUGACAAUAAAGCUAUAGAUGAACUUUUUAAUAAUAAUAAUAAUACACGAAAAAAAAUUCGACAUCAAAUAAAACAUGAAGAAACAACAGAUUUAUUAGAUAUGUUUAAAACAAGAAUAAAUACAAAUAUUUCUCAAAUAACAUCAUCAACUAUGGAUGAUUUCAAAAUACCAAUAAGUACAAAAACUGAAUCAACACAAAAAAAAAUUAAAAUGUUUUUUGAUGAUACAGAUAUUAUAUCAUUACGUGAACAAGUUAAACAACAAAAUGAUAUCAAAGAUUAUGUUCAUGUCAAACCUGUGUUGGUUACCGGUGGACAAUGGUUAUCAAAACAAGCUGAAACAAAAUCAACAUGUAAAACGACUGACCCAUCAGAUAAUCCAACUGUUAGUGGUGAUAUUCCGGAUGAUCAACGUAAUCUAAUGCAUAUUCAAUAUGCUUCACUUACUAUGGAUGAUGAAAAUAGUACUAGUAAAAAAUCGAAAGGAUCAAAAAGUAAAUCUGUAAUAGAGAAAUCAGAUAAAAGCAUUCUUGAAGGAAAAUCAUUUCAUAAACAAUUUGUUCUAUCUGAUUCAAUAAUUCUACGGAAAGAAAAUCUUCAAAGUUGUUAUAAUGCACUUCUUGAGGAUCUAAAUAAAUCAAGAAUAGCAUCAACAACAUCAUCAUCAAAUAAACAAAAAAAAAGUACAACAUCAAAAAAUUCUCGCGGUAAUGAAAUUAUUCUUAGUGAUGAAGAACAAAUAGAUAAUAUCGAUUUUUUUGAUUUACCAACUCGAAAAAAAAAAUUUUGA